Molecule: messenger RNA, 3630 nt
Organism: Rangifer tarandus platyrhynchus (Svalbard reindeer)
Lineage: Eukaryota; Metazoa; Chordata; Mammalia; Artiodactyla; Cervidae
Source: the annotation of a GenBank genome assembly
AUGGCGGUGCGGAAGAAGGACGGCGGCCCCAACGUGAAGUACUACGAGGCCGCGGACACCGUGACCCAGUUCGACAACGUGCGGCUGUGGCUCGGCAAGAACUACAAGAAGUAUAUACAAGCCGAGCCGCCCACCAACAAGUCCCUGUCUAGCCUGGUUGUACAGCUGCUGCAAUUUCAGGAAGAAGUUUUUGGCAAACAUGUCAGCAAUGCACCGCUCACUAAACUGCCGAUCAAAUGUUUCCUAGAUUUCAAAGCAGGAGGCUCCCUAUGCCACAUACUUGCAGCAGCCUACAAGUUCAAGAGUGACCAGGGAUGGCGGCGUUACGAUUUCCAGAAUCCAUCACGCAUGGACCGCAACGUGGAAAUGUUCAUGACCAUUGAGAAGUCCUUGGUGCAGAAUAAUUGCCUGUCUCGACCUAACAUUUUUCUGUGCCCAGAAAUUGAACCCAAACUGCUAGGGAAACUAAAAGACAUUAUCAAGAGACAUCAGGGAACGGUCACUGAGGAUAAGAACAGCGCUUCCCACGUUGUGUAUCCCGUGCCAGGGAACCUGGAGGAAGAGGAAUGGGUACGGCCGGUCAUGAAGAGAGAUAAGCAGGUUCUUCUGCACUGGGGCUACUAUCCUGACAGUUAUGACACGUGGAUCCCAGCCAGUGAAAUUGAAGCAUCUGUGGAAGAUGCUCCAACUCCUGAGAAGCCUCGGAAGGUUCAUGCAAAAUGGAUCCUGGACACAGACACCUUCAAUGAAUGGAUGAAUGAGGAAGACUACGAAGUAAAUGAUGACAAAAACCCUGUCUCCCGCCGAAAGAAGAUUUCAGCCAAGACGCUGACAGAUGAGGUCAACAGCCCAGACUCGGACCGACGGGACAAGAAGGGGGGCAACUAUAAGAAGAGGAAGCGCUCCCCCUCCCCGUCACCAACCCCAGAAGCCAAGAAGAAGAAUGCUAAGAAGGGCCCCUCAACCCCUUACACCAAGUCAAAGCGAGGCCACAGAGAGGAGGAGCAGGAGGACCUGACGAAGGACAUGGAUGAGCCCUCGCCCGUCCCCAACGUGGAGGAGGUGACGCUGCCCAAGACAGUCAACACCAAGAAGGACUCGGAGUCAGCCCCAGUCAAAGGAGGCACCAUGACCGACCUGGAUGAACAAGAGGAUGAGAGCAUGGAGACCAUGGGCAAGGACGAGGACGAGAGCAGCCCGGGCAACAAGGGGGAGCAGACCAAGAACCCGGAGCUGCAUGAGGACAACGUGACCGAGCAGACCCACCACAUCAUCAUCCCCAGCUACGCGGCCUGGUUUGACUACAACAGUGUUCACGCCAUCGAACGGAGGGCUCUCCCCGAGUUCUUCAAUGGCAAGAACAAGUCCAAGACUCCAGAAAUCUACCUGGCCUAUCGGAACUUCAUGAUUGACACUUACCGGCUGAACCCCCAGGAGUACCUCACGUCCACCGCCUGUCGCAGGAACCUGGCGGGGGAUGUCUGUGCCAUCAUGAGGGUCCAUGCCUUCCUAGAACAGUGGGGUCUCAUCAACUACCAGGUGGAUGCCGAGAGUCGACCAACUCCGAUGGGGCCUCCGCCCACUUCUCACUUCCACGUCUUGGCGGACACACCGUCCGGGCUGGUGCCGCUGCAGCCCAAGACCCCGCAGAACUCCGCUUCCCAGCAAAUGCUCAGCUUCCCCGACAAAGGCAAGGAGAAACCGGCGGACAUGCAGAACUUCGGGCUGCGCACGGACAUGUACACGAAGAAGAACGUGCCCUCCAAGAGCAAAGCCGCAGCCAGCGCCACUCGCGAGUGGACAGAACAGGAGACCCUGCUGCUCCUGGAGGCGCUGGAGAUGUACAAGGACGACUGGAACAAGGUGUCCGAGCAUGUGGGCAGCCGCACGCAGGAUGAGUGCAUCUUGCAUUUCCUCCGGCUUCCCAUCGAAGACCCGUACCUGGAGGACUCGCAGGCCUCCCUGGGCCCCCUGGCCUACCAGCCCAUCCCCUUCAGCCAGUCAGGCAACCCUGUGAUGAGCACCGUUGCCUUCCUGGCCUCUGUCGUCGACCCUCGAGUGGCCUCAGCUGCUGCGAAGUCAGCCCUAGAAGAGUUCUCCAAAAUGAAGGAAGAGGUCCCCACAGCUUUGGUGGAGGCCCACGUUAGGAAAGUGGAAGAAGCUGCCAAAGUGACAGGCAAGGCGGACCCAGCCUUUGGUCUGGAAAGCAGUGGCAUCGCAGGGACCACCUCCGAUGAGCCGGAGAGGAUCGAGGAGAGCGGGACUGACGAGGCGCGGGCGGAGGGCCAGGCCACAGAGGAUAAGAAGGAACCCAAGGAACCUCGAGAAGGAGUUGGGAUUGCGGAGGAAGAAGCAAAGGAGAAGACCAGUGAGCCACCCAAGAAGGACGAUGAGAAGGGGAAAGACGGCGACAGCGAGAAGGAGUCAGAGAAGGGCGACGGAGACCCGACAGCGGAUCCUGAGAAGCAGAAGGAGCCCAAGGAGGGCCAGGAGGAGGUGCUGAAAGAAGCCGCGGAGUCGGAGGGGGAGCGGAAGACGAAGGUGGAGCGUGACAUCGGCGAGGGCAACCUCUCCACUGCCGCCGCCGCCGCCCUGGCUGCCGCUGCCGUGAAGGCCAAGCACUUGGCUGCCGUUGAGGAGAGGAAGAUCAAAUCUCUGGUGGCCCUGCUGGUGGAGACCCAGAUGAAAAAGCUGGAAAUCAAACUCCGGCACUUUGAGGAGCUAGAGACGAUCAUGGACCGGGAGCGGGAAGCGCUGGAGUACCAGAGGCAGCAGCUGCUGGCCGACAGACAAGCCUUCCACAUGGAGCAGCUGAAGUACGCGGAGAUGCGGGCCCGGCAGCAGCACUUCCAGCAGAUGCACCAGCAGCCGCCGCCGCCGCCGCCGGCCCUGCCCCCAGGCUCCCAGCCGGUCCCGCCUCCAGGCACCGCUGGGCCCCCCGCUGUCCACGGCUUGGCCAUGGCUCCAGCCUCUGUGGCCCCGGCCCCUGCGGGCAGUGGGGCCCCUCCUGGAAGCUUGGGGCCCUCCGAACAGCUCGGGCAGGCAGGGUCAACUGUGGGGCCACAGCAGCAGCCACCAGCUGGAGCCCCGCAGCCUGGGGCCGUCCCACCAGGGGUACCGCCCCCUGGACCCCAUGGCCCCUCACCGUUCCCCAACCAACAAACUCCCUCAGUGAUGCCAGGGGCAGUGCCGGGCAGCGGGCACCCAGGCGUGGCGGGUAAUGCUCCUUUGGGUUUGCCUUUCGGCAUGCCGCCUCCCCCUCCCGCAUCAUCCGUCAUCCCGUUUGGUAGCCUAGCCGACUCCAUCAGUAUUAACCUCCCCCCUCCUCCUAACCUGCAUGGGCAUCACCACCAUCUCCCGUUCGCCCCGGCCACGCUCCCCCCACCUAACCUGCCUGUGUCCAUGGCGAACCCUCCACACCCUAACCUGCCGGCGACCACCACCAUGCCAUCUUUGCCUCUCGGGCCGGGGCUCGGAUCCGCCGCAGCCCAGAGCCCUGCCAUUGUGGCGGCUGUUCAGGGCAACCUGCUGCCCACUGCCAGCCCGCUGCCAGACCCAGGCACCCCCCUGCCUCCAGACCCCACGGCCCCGAGCCCAGGCACAGUCACCCCCGUGCCACCCCCACAGUGA